ACCAUUUCAACGAUGAAAAAACGUUAAACACUUUAAAUACCAGAGAAAAAAAUAAUGGAACGUAAUGUUAGAAAUAAGAAUAACAAUGAUGAAAAGGAGCAAUUUAAAAAAAAGUGUGACUGUCAUAAACCGAAGGGUCUCCAUCAUUUUAAAUGCGUUCCACAACACUUGCAAUUCAAUAAAUACGUACUCGAAGGCUACCGUAUGAAUCUCAGCACAUGGGAGUGUAUAAAGAGUUUGUUUUAUUGGCACAACGAAACAUUCAAUAUCUAUUCGCAUGGUGGGUGGCACAUUAUGUACGGAGAACUGCUUGUUAUUAAUUUUUGUCUUGCUGCCUUAACUUUGUUGCUGAUUAGUCCAUAUGUUUACAGUAAAGUUGCAAUGUUACAAUCUGAUCCAUAUUUGUACCCAAUUCACCAUGUCACAUGCAUAUCAUGUUUCCUGCUUAGUGCUGUCUACCAUCUUAUGAUGUGUCACAAGGGUGGACAGAAGGCUUACACUUGCUUCAUCUUGCUCGAUUAUGUUGGUAUAUGGCUUGUCACUGCUUUAUGUUGUAUAACAUUUGUGAAAGCAACAUUCUUUUGUUUUCAUCUUCUCCAAUGGCCUUUUGUAGUCGCAUAUUUAACCAUGACAAUUGUCAGUUUUGUUUUAAUAACAAAAGGAUCCGAUGCAAAAUCCAGAUUGAAGCCUCUCAUAAUGUUAGGAAUGAUUCGGUUAUUCUGCUUGUAUCCAAUUCGAUUGUUAAUGGUAUUUUUAGGGUAUAAGACAGGCCCAUUGACGACGCUUUAUUACAUGCUAGCCAAUGAAAUGGUUGGUCUAGUUGGGGCUCUUUUAAAUGUGUCUCGUUUACCAGAAAAAUACAUUCAAGGGCGUUUUGACUACUGUUUUAACAGCCACAACAUUAUGCAUCUAAUAGUUUUGAUUGCACCACCUAUUUUGCAUCUUGCUACCAUUUUGGAUUUGGAAUGGAUGCUGGAAACUGAGUGCGCACUUUGAACACGUUCAAAAUUUUUGUAACUCAGCUAUUAGAUAAAACUUAUAUUGCUUAAAAUCAUUGUAUACAUAUAGACUAACUUUUCUAUUCAUUAUUCUGUAAAAAAAUAUUCUCAUACAAUUUGAUAUUUUUAUGAAUCAUCUUCA
Molecule: messenger RNA, 1140 nt
Organism: Xenia sp. Carnegie-2017
Lineage: Eukaryota; Metazoa; Cnidaria; Anthozoa; Malacalcyonacea; Xeniidae
Product: progestin and adipoQ receptor family member 4-like
Exons: 2
Coding region: 55-996 (313 amino acids)
Cellular component (GO): membrane
Molecular function (GO): signaling receptor activity
Source: RefSeq, a predicted model, not a curated record